Messenger RNA from Guillardia theta CCMP2712, 1724 nucleotides. RefSeq lists its product as hypothetical. Lineage: Eukaryota; Cryptophyceae; Pyrenomonadales; Geminigeraceae. The record is from RefSeq and is a predicted model, not a curated record. Bases 79 to 1335 code for a protein of 418 amino acids. The transcript has 4 exons.
UCGCCAUGGCAGAUCUAAUCUGAUCGAAUCCGUGGCAGUCGCAUCACGAAAAGGAAGAAAUUUUCUCAGAGCUGGAUCAUGUUUAGGAGGCGGUUGGGCAUGAAGUCCUUCACAUUCUCAUUCUUUGUUGGCGGUGCUUGCGUGCUUUUGGUGAAUUUAGUUGCAAGCAGGAUGGCGUCCAGAGAAUCCAAGUUGACGAUUGCACCUGGAUUCCAUCCGGCAGCUGCUUACAUGGCAUCGAUGCUGCAUGGCAUGAAGGCCAACUCAGAUCAGGAGAUUCACUUUGGACACGUGAAGAGGCCAGGCGCGGAUAUGCUGCAACUUUCGGACCAGGAUAAGGCUAGUCACAGGGCAAGGUAUGCCGUAAUGUCAUCCCCAAUUCCUCCGAUCCCACACAUGAAAGAUCAUGUUCAGACUCGUGCAGAAAUAGAGCAGUCACUCAACAGCGAACUGUUUCAUACUCCUGCGGUGAACACUGGUCGCAUACCAGGAAAGGAAACUCAGAUUACCAAGAAGUCGACAUAUCAGAAGUUUCCUGAACCGAAAAAUCUCGUGGACGGAAUCCCAAAAGAUAUGUUCCAAAAGAAAGCCAGGGUCACGUCUCUGGCAUCUGAUGUUCUGUCGAAGAAGGGGGUCAAUGUGGGAUACCGCGAUGUUGCCCACGAUGUGCCAUUGGGCAAAAAAGACAAACUUGAAGAGCAUGGAGUCUACACUAACAAUCGCUUGUACCAAAGUUUUGAUGACAUCGCUGUCCCCCUUGAAGGAAUUGAUGCCAACGGUUACUUUGUGCAUCCUGAUGCUUACAACCGUGAAGGGUACACGGUUAACGAGUACUGGCCGCUCCAGGCGAAUGGACACAAGCAGGCGAUGGAGACGAAGCUGGCUAGCAGUUUAGAGAAUUAUAAUGGAAUCCCUGAGCUCAAAUUCAGCCCCGACAAGCCAGCUGCUGUAGGAAUGGGCAAGACAGGAGGCAGAAAUAAGCUGCCGUUGCAGCUAACAAGGAAGGUCGCGACCUCGAAGCAUGCGCAGACUUCCAGGGGGUUGGAUGAAGCUUGGUUAGCUGCUGGAAGUCAGGAGCCUCUCGGAGUUGAGAAUGUUGUGAAUUCUGUGAAAGCGGCUGGAGCAAUGGAAGAUGGAGUUGUGGAUGCCAAAGAAAAAUCUGAGGCCAUGGCUAAUCUAAGAAACGCCAUGAUGGACUCGCACCAAACGGUUCCUGGUCAUCGAGAACGAUGGCAGAUUGCGCGAGCAGCCAACCCCUGCCAAGAGCAGCAGCCUUAUGAAAGUUAUUUCGCGUACAAGUUCCGACUCGCACAUGGAGGGACGUCUCGAUGUUAAAGACGCCGCAAGGUUUUGAGGGUGUGAUGGCUCUAACGCCGGGUCACGUAUUAUUGUCAUGAUGUCACCUGGGACUCAGUAGUGGAAUGCCUGAGUCACGUCAGUGGUCAACUCACUUAUUUGUUCGAACGUGAGUUGGUCUUUCUCUUGCUCAUGAUGCUCACGGUGUCAGAAUGAGUAAGAUAUCAGUCACUGUUGUCAAAGGUCCCGGUCAGCAACCCCGGCGAAUUCAGCCCAGGGCUAUUUCAACUGAGCGGCACUUGAAACAACAACGCGGCAUGAUGUCGUGUACGGUGCAGCGUGGGGCUAUAGGGAAAUUUAAAGCUGCAACAGAGGUGAGUGUAUACAAGAAGAGGCAUCGUGGAAGAUAUAAAACAAGAAAAAAUAUG